AUGGGAGGAACUACUUUACCUGAAAGGGUAGCACAGAUUUACUAUACCUAUGGCCUCUUCUGCUCAUCAUAUCCCGGAAUUGCAAUAACAUUAGCUCUUUCAGUUAUUCUCUUAUGCUGCUAUCCACUGCUAAAUGUGCCAUUACCAGGAAAUAUACCAACAGUAGUAAAUUUACAUAUGAGCAAUGAACAUACAAAAGCAAUGGAUUGUAUUUCUAAAAAUUGCCCUGUAAAAGAUUUAAUAUUUCAAUUGGACCAAUUGCAUAAUGAAACACAAAAACUUCCUUAUAUCUGGGUGAAGGAUAAACCCCUAUUAUAUGUUCAUCAAAUUAUUAUGAGAAUAGGUGUAUCGCCUUGGAACAAUAAUUUGAAAAUGUGGGACGCUUUCCGAGCUCCUUUACAAGAAGUAUUUCGAUUACUAGAAACUGUUCGAAACCAUGAAGAUCCUGAAACAAAGAAAACUUUAUUGGAACACUGUUACCAAAUUGAGGGGAUCAAUCGGCCAACCAAUAAAGAAAGCCUUGAACGUGUCCUACCUGAGUACAGCUGUCUCCUUCUCUCGCCGGCUAAUCUGUGGCAACAGAGCCUACAAUCAUUCUCACUAGAUGCUAACAUUAUUAAUACUAUUUAUACCUAUCAGAGUCUUCAAAAGGGCAAGGCGUCUAUAGCGGAAAUGGCUUUUGGCAUGCACAUGCGUGAUGCGGGCGUCAAGAGGUACCCGCUGCGAGCUCGCGCCCGUAUACUUCAAUACGCUGUAACAAUAUUCUAUGAACAUGCAGACCAACAAUUUAUUAAUUCACUCUCUAAGAAACUCCGAGAAAUGUAUCCACUGUAUCAAGACACGUCACAAGCGUAUUCCGAUGAAGCCACUCUGAUUUAUUAUCCCGGACAGUUUAACUAUCACGAGCUAGUGCCACUGAUGUUUACAUUUGUGGGGCUUUUUCUAUAUGUUUAUUUCUCUGUAAGAAAAAUUGAAUUUAUAAAGUCCAAGUUUGGGCUGGCAGCUUGCGCCGUCCUCACUAUAGCGGGAAGCCUGUCCAUGUCGAUGGGCAUUUGUUUCUAUUUCGGAUUUUCCUUGAGCUUGCAGGGAAAAGAAAUAUUCCCCUAUCUCGUGGUAAUCGUCGGGCUGGAGAACGUACUAGUGCUCACGAAAAGUGUUACAUCAACCGAUUCGAGACUUGAUGUAAAAAUUCGCCUCGCUCAAGGCUUAAGCAAAGAAGGCUGGUCGAUAACGAAAAAUUUAUUGACAGAAAUCACAAUUCUUACCGUCGGCUUUUUUACAUUUGUACCGUUUAUACAAGAGUUUUCAAUAUUCAUGAUCGUCAGUCUCAUUUCGGACUACUUUAUGCAAAUGGUGUUAUUCGCAACCAUAUUAGGUAUCGACGUCCGGCGUAUGGAGUUCUUUCCUGAGCAAAAUACUAAAUUGCACCUAAAAGAGUAUUUUAACGCGAACAACGCCCUAAACUGGCGCUAUAAUAAGGGUUAUUCAGAGGAAAAUAAUUUCUCACCACACAGAAUGACUAAAUCGAAGUCACACCCCAGGUUGAAUGGUUUGACACAAAAUAAUCCGACAGACGUGGUGGCUAAGAGAACUUCUAGUCCGGGAAGUCAAGACAGAGUGCCGAAACGAAUAAGACUCGUUAACAUGUGGGCUAGGACUCGCUUCUUUCAAAGAGCUUUUAUGGUGUGGAUGCUAGUUUGGAUAUCCAUGAUAGUAUACAAUUCGGGUGUUGUCGAUUAUUUCAUUGCAACAGUAGAAAAAUCAGACCACAAUGUAGAUAGACGCACAAAUUUUAAUGACAGAAACAAUACAAAUCAAGAAAUAUAUAUGAUUUUCAACAAUAGUGGUCGGCAGCCUUUAGUAUUUUCACCGUUGUUGGAGACAAGCGGGAAUGACAAAGUAGCCGUCGAUGCGAAUGAUACAAUAUUUCUAAAACAUUCUUCACAUUAUCGUCCUUUCUCCAGGCUAUCCCCAAACCACUGGUCAGCUAUCCUCUCUCAAUACAACGAGUCGGUAGCGGGCAGGUACGUGGUGGUGCUACCGCCGGUGCUGGUGAGCCACCGCGUGGGCCCCGAGCUUGCGGCCGGGCUGAGACACCCGGACGAGCGAGACCCGCCGCCGUUACGAUGGCAGGCCCUGGCAGCUGCACUCGAUCCUAUAGAUAUAUUACCAGAGUUCGAUUUAGCAGACAUAAAUCCAUCUCAUCAAUGGGGAAAGGGAGCGGAACUACCGAUUUAUCCUACUACCCCUAUGGAGAUCCUUCUCCUAGCUAUCCUCUGCACUAUAAGCGUUGCCGUCAUUGCUUAUAUGAUGGUUGUACUUUAUAGAUGCGUGUGCUCACGACAUUACGCGGAAUGGCGCGCUUCAUGGAAUGACGAUAAUGAAUAUAAGAAGAUUAUAGCGAAGCAGCCAGCCGUUCAGUUGGUCAUGGAAGCUGUGCCUUUAGUAGUGGCAGGGCAUAGUCAAGAGGUCGAAUGUCUCGUGACAGACGGUGAGAAAGUUGUCAGUACGUGCUUGCAAGGCAACAUAAAAGUCUGGGACUCGCUGAAUGGCGAAAUAAUAACCAACAUAGAUCGUUCCGCAUACUUUAAACUCCAAAUGGAAUUGUAUGAUAAAGUUAACUCCAAAAAGAUAUCUCCAGAUGAACAGCAAAUUAGAAUUGAAUCAUGCCAUUGUUCAACUGAAGUGCCACAAGCUAGUGAGAAUGUUCCCCGACUCAGGAGAGGCUUAAGUAAUCACCUGAGCAACAUACGUUUUAGAACUAACAGAAGAAUUAGCACAGAUUAUCUCUCGCCUGCUGAGAAUACUAAAUAUGAAUUUGCUAAAGCCUACAGAGACUUGUACUACACAGAGGCUAUAAGCAAAGAUGACUUGAACGCAGCAAGAAAUGACAGUAGUGUUAGUGAUGAUAGUUGUAACUCAUGUGACAAUUCUGUAAAUAGUUUAAGAAAUAGGGGUGGAUGUAGAAUAAGUGGUAGAACUAGUAGUGAUGUGAAUAGUGAGGACUGUAAAGGGAGGGCUAUGUCUGAAUCUCCGGUGUGGUGUAUGGACUUUUGCAAUGACCUCAUCAUACUUGGUUGUGCCGAUGGCAGGCUGGAGUUCUGGGAAGCCAGCACUGGCAAAUUGCUGAAUGUGUGGUGGCCGAGCGAGGGACGUGCGGGCGGUCCCGGCGGGCGCGGGGCGACGCACGUGCGCGCGCUGUCGGGCGCGCGGCGCGUGUGCGUGGCGGCGCUCUCCGGUCAUCUCACGCUGCUGCGCCUGGACGCGUACAACGCGCAGUCCGGCGCGCACGUCGACUGGCGGUUCAGUACGGCGCAUAGACGGACACACAAGCGGACGGCUUCCGCUGAGUUGCUCCGAAGCGCACCCGGCAUGGAAGAGGACCACAAGGAACGCAUGAGCUUCUCGUACGACGCAGAUCAUAGUGACAAUGAUGAAGUGGUCUGCGUUCGGAUAGCACAAUGUAGGCCUCACCAGCAACCAAUCACGGAAAUGCACUCCGAGGGUGGGAGAAUACUCACCGGCGGACAGGAUCAUGUACUCAAGGUGUUCUCAAGUUCAGAACUAACACCAUUAUUGACACUUCAUGGGCAUUGCGGGCCGAUCACCAGCUGCUUCAUAGACCACGCGACGCCUACCAUCGCGGGUAGCGGCUCUCAGGAUGGGUUGCUCUGUGUAUGGGACUUGCAUACUGGUGCGUGCGUGUACAGUAUGCAGGCGCACGACGGCGCGGUGACGUCACUCGCGUACACCGCCUCCUACGUGGUGUCCGCUGGCUCGGACGAGCGACUCUGUAUAUGGGACCGUUUCCAGGGGCACAUGCUUAAUUCAAUACACAUUGGUCUCAACUACAUGAGCCGCAUGCUGCCGUUGACUCACACGUUACUUGUGAUGGGUGACAGGAGCGGCCUCACUGCUUAUGACUUAAGUAGUGGUGACGUCAUAAGGAGAGUACUAUUCGGUCAAAGCGACGGCUGUAUCUUCGUACGACAAAUUCUACCGCUCAAAGACGCUAUAGUGUGCGACUACGCUAACCAACUGCGCAUAGUACGUUUCCCACUUGUGUCUAAACUCGACAUGAAGAGUGAA
Messenger RNA from Brenthis ino (lesser marbled fritillary), 4089 nucleotides. The record is from the annotation of a GenBank genome assembly. NCBI's taxonomy places the organism in Eukaryota, Metazoa, Arthropoda, Insecta, Lepidoptera, Nymphalidae.